AUAUUGCAGACGGAAUCCAAAGAUGGAAAGCCAGAAUACGGCUCCCACAAACGAUGGCAAAGAGGGACGGAAACGUAUUGAAAAAAUGUCGGCCGAAGUGGUAGAUUCGAAUCCGUACAGCCGCUUGAUGGCCCUGCAGCGGAUGGGAAUUGUGUCCGACUAUGAAAACAUUCGCCAGAAAAGUGUGGCCAUCGUAGGUAUUGGUGGCGUGGGGAGUGUGGCAGCCGAUAUGCUGACCCGAUGUGGCAUCGGUAAAUUGCUGCUGUUCGACUACGACAAGGUCGAGCUGGCCAACAUGAAUCGACUGUUCUACACACCGGACCAGGCCGGCCUAUCGAAGGUGGACGCGGCAAUGAAAACGCUCAACUUUAUCAAUCCCGACGUGGCAAUCGUAACGCACAGUUACAACAUCACCACGGUGUCCAACUUUGCGCAAUUCAUGGAGGCGAUUGCCACGGGCGGUUUGGAGCCGGGCUCACCGGUCGAUCUGGUGCUAAGCUGUGUGGACAACUUCGAGGCGCGCAUGGCCAUCAAUACGGCCUGCAACGAGCUGAUGCUCUACUGGUUCGAGUCCGGCGUUUCGGAGAAUGCGGUUUCGGGUCACAUACAGUUCGUGCGACCGGGCGAAACGGCAUGCUUCGGGUGUGCACCGCCCUUGGUGGUAGCGGAGAAUAUUGACGAGAAAACACUAAAACGCGAAGGCGUUUGUGCCGCUAGUCUACCGACGACGAUGGGUAUCGUGGCGGGUGUACUUGUGCAGAACACGCUUAAGUAUCUGCUAGCGUUCGGGACGGUAUCGGACUAUCUCGGGUACAAUGCAAUGACCGAUUUCUUUCCGAAAAUGGCACUGAAACCGAACCCAACGUGUGACGAUCGGUUUUGUGUGCAGCGCCAGCGCGAGUAUCUGGCACGGCCCGAGAGCGAACGGAACGUGCAGGGCCCGCAGCCGGAACCGGAGAUGCCGGUGCACGAAGAGAAUCCUUACGGUAUCGAGCUGGUGGAUGAUACAGAGGAUGAUACGCCUCUAGAUGAUGGGACACGGACGAGCAACAUUUCGGAAGGACUGGAGUAUGCUUUUCCUGCCGCGAACACGAGCACGAUCGAAGAACGAACCCCAUCAACAUCGGCCGCCGAUAGUGCUAGCCUCGAUCAACUGAUGGCGCAAAUGAAUAGCCUGUAUCGCUCGUAAACUUCGGGGGUGAGCCUAUCGUCAGAAACGCCAACAAAUCGGAAUUCUUAUGCGUAUGCUUCGCAUUUGCUUCAAACUCGAUAUGUCCGAUAUGAUCGAUAUGGUUGCGGCCAGCGCGCACAGGCCUCUGAAAGACAGUCUGAACUAUUCCAAUUUCUGUUUCGCUUUCCAGAGGAUGUUUUGGGUGUUGAAAACGCAUCGGAGCAUACUUGAAAAGUGUUAGCAGAUAUGCUUCCGAUAUGAUGUGCUUUUAUGCUUUUUUUAUUUUUCCUCUUGUUAUCACACACAUACAAACAAAUCUAAAAAUAUAUUUAUCUUUAUA
Messenger RNA from Anopheles cruzii, 1511 nucleotides. RefSeq names its product ubiquitin-like modifier-activating enzyme 5 (gene Uba5). Gene Ontology annotation, cellular component: cytosol; cytoplasm. Gene Ontology annotation, molecular function: UFM1 activating enzyme activity. Bases 23 to 1189 code for a protein of 388 amino acids. The record is from RefSeq and is a predicted model, not a curated record. NCBI's taxonomy places the organism in Eukaryota, Metazoa, Arthropoda, Insecta, Diptera, Culicidae. The transcript is spliced from 2 exons. Gene Ontology annotation, biological process: protein ufmylation.